Messenger RNA from Cherax quadricarinatus, 1911 nucleotides. Its product is annotated as CCN family member 2-like. Gene Ontology annotation, molecular function: integrin binding; heparin binding. Gene Ontology annotation, cellular component: extracellular region; extracellular matrix. Gene Ontology annotation, biological process: cell adhesion; signal transduction. Lineage: Eukaryota; Metazoa; Arthropoda; Malacostraca; Decapoda; Parastacidae. The record is from RefSeq and is a predicted model, not a curated record.
AUACGUGCACACACACAUACAAAGACAGACAGACAGAUACACACACACACUCACACACACACUCGCUAAUCUCGCUCCUCCAUGCAAACUCUUCGAAGUGCCGACAUCAUUUGCCUACCCGUUCAGUGCCAUCCAAAAUAGGAUACUUGCGCACAGUGUUCGGAUAUGAAGCCGAACGAUCGCUUGAAAGUAGCUUCGUUCAAGGGGCAGAAAAGUGUGUUUUCUCUCUGUUAUUAGUAACUAAACGAGCUAUAGUGCAAAGUGAGACUUGUUAACUCUCACGCGCGACCUUACGAGCGCUCCCAUCGAUCUGAGUCGAAGAUGGUGGGCGUGGGUGGCGUGGUGGAGGUGGGGGCGUGGUGCUUGUUGACGUGGGCGGCGGGCGUGGCCUGUCAGAGGGCGCCCUGCUACCAGUGUGAGUGGUACAGAGAGCGACACCCGCACUCCAGUCCCUACACUGCGAUCCGGGCCCACUGUGUGUACCCCUGCGGCUGUGGCACUGUGCCGGAGUGCGGACCAGGAGUUCCUCUGAUACGGGACGGGUGUGACUGCUGCCUACAGUGUGCCAGACAGGCAGAGGAACCCUGUGACGGUGCCACUCUGUGCGAUGCUUCAAAAAACCUCACGUGCGUCUACAACACCACCCAGGACCUCACGGGUAUCUGUCAAGAGGUACUGCCGGCCAGAUGCAGCGUCAACAACCGCACCUUCGAUGACGGUGAAUCCUUCAAUCUCGACUGUCGCACCCAGUGUACCUGUCAGAAUGGAACGUACGCCUGCGUGUCGCUGUGCCCCAGUGAAAGCAUCCUGCCCAGUGCCCAGUGCCACCACCCACACCUGGUAACAGUGCCAGGCCAAUGCUGCAGGGAGUGGAUGUGUGAUACAGACCCAGGUAAGGCUGUUGGACCUCCGGAGUGUGAGCGAGGGUCGGGAAAGUGGUCCAGGUGUUCACUACAGACUUGUGGCGCUGGUGUGUCUGUGCGUUGGUCCACUGACAACGCCCGCUGUCAGCUGGUCAACCAGACUCGUCUGUGUCAGCUGCGGCCGUGUCAGUACCCUCUUCAGCAGCAGCUGACGUCGCCACACCUCCAACCUGGAGCUCAACACCCAACCAGGAAACAUCACAUCAGGCGAGGACACACGUGUAAGGCAACGCAGAGACACGUCAACUGGGUGCGUCUCCGCGCUGGCUGGUGUGUGAGUGAACGUCGCUACCGACCCAAGGUUUGUGGCUCUUGUCCUGACCGCUGCUGCACCGUUCACACCUCCACCACCAUCUCCAUCGCCUUCCUCUGCCCGCUCCACGCCAACACCAACCUGCUGGCGGCCCCACACGCCGCCCACACCGGCUUGCCACUCCCACGCCCACGCCCAGAUGCUCACCCACCCUCCACACGCUCCCCUAGCGUGUAUGACAUGAUGGAUGAGGGUCAGCCAGUAGAAGAGGCUGUACUCUCCUACCCACAGCGGUCACAACACCCUUACAAAGUUCAGAAUGACGCUGACUUUACCUACGACAACUACCUGACCGAUGACACUCGUCAGUACAACGACGACGACCUCGACGACGAACUUUUACUGGAACACGAAAACCUGACUGUGGAAGACGACGCUGAGUUCGACGACAUAAAGAGCGACAAUUACGAGAUCGUUCACUAUCAGGUGGAGUGGAUAUUAAGGUGUAAGUGUAGCCCUACUUGCGACACCCACGACCCUGCCUACGACACCCACCCACCACCCACAACGACCCAACAUCCUGCAGAAACUCCCACGUAACCAGGAGGCGAUGUGGAAAGUCUACUGCAGACAUCGGCACUCAUCGCAGAAGAAAAACAGAACCUCGUGCCUCCUGUGGUCAAAAACUCCUUCAUAUGUAUCCCACAAACUAGAGAUGAUACAUAAACGAUGUUU